This is a messenger RNA of Paramacrobiotus metropolitanus, 4400 nucleotides long. RefSeq lists its product as uncharacterized. Lineage: Eukaryota; Metazoa; Tardigrada; Eutardigrada; Parachela; Macrobiotidae. The record is from RefSeq and is a predicted model, not a curated record. The transcript is spliced from 4 exons. The coding region runs from base 2508 to 4037 and encodes 509 amino acids. Gene Ontology annotation, molecular function: protein binding.
GCCCCAGUAAUAGUCUUCGUAAAGAUUACAUUGGGCGCCGUGCACUUACCUGGCGUUGGUUGUACUGUAUAUUGCCGUUUUAUGGGGCAGAUCCAUGUUGACCUUUUCAGCGUGCCAGACACUGACCCGCUGCCGGAGUAUCUUUGUAAGGGCGGAUGGUAGGUGUAAACUGUGGCACUUUCCUGGGUGUUUUCACCAGUGAAUACCAACAGCUGUACGAGUACGUUCGGCCGGCAUGGUGCAUAUGGCAGCCGGCUGCCGAUGUUUGGCAGAUUGCGGCUUAACCCCGGCUUGACACGAAAAUAUGCGGAAUCGAACAGGUCCGAAGGGAAUUCCCGUGCGGCGCAUAGUCCAACCUGCAGGUCGUACGAUACUAAAAAUCGAAAACCAAUAAAACAUUCUUUUCAUGCACGGAAGUCCAUGUUAAUAAAUUUAUGCACAUAAAAAUUAAUAACACAUAUUAGGCACGAUGUGGGCGCUUGAAAAGCAGCCACUACACUACAGUUAUCGCAAAUUCGCAGUCAUAAAGGUAAUUCAUAAUUACUUCGAAAAACUAGUUCAAUUGAUAAAUUCUUUAAUUAUGCGAUAAAUAUGUUUACGUAUACGACGCCAGUAUUUUGAUGUGCACCGCCCAUGCCCAAUGCACGUAUGUAACGUCGUGGGGGGUUCUGGUAUGAGGCUGAGCGUAACCCAUAAAUUUGUAUAUCUCGCAAUACCCUCACACAAGAAAUUAACCACCCGGCUUGUAUCUGUAUGUGUUGAUAAUAACGUAGUGUAAUUUGUUUCAUAUUUGUUACAUCGUUACAUAUAAUUCACAGCGGAAAAAAUUUCCGCAUUGCGCUAAAAUUGCAAUGUAAAUUUUGUUUUUACAGUAAUUUUUCUGCAACAACUUACUUCAUGAGAAUGUGAUUAUUCUAAUGAUUUCAGCAAUUAAGUAUGUAUGCAGAUACUUUCAGUAGUGUUGGGGCUGCUGACGACACGUGCAGUGAUUAGUAGCAUCCUUACAAUAUCAGCGAUAUAUACGGUCAAUUCUUUUAUAAGCCGUAUUGUAGCGCUCGAUUUCGUCAUCCACUGGGGUAUUUUAAGAUAUUCAUCUUUUAGUUGACGUACGACGUACUGUAAGUGCGUAAUAAUUAUUAUAGUUUGCAGUGUAGAUAAUCGAAAAGUGGUGCGGAGUUGCGGCAUGCUGUAGAUGUCCUACUUGAUUAGCUUGUUUAAGACAGAGAAACCUUUAAUAAGUUUCAUAGUACGAGUACAAACUAUGCACCAGAACAAAAAGGCGUUUACAAAAGAAACACUUCCAUGCUAUCCUGAUCGGGGAUCGUACCCAUUACACAAAUCGCGUUUCCCCGUUGUAUUUCCAUAGAUACUUGCUGUUUAAAGAACUCUUUCGCCUUGCUAAGACGUCCAGAGUUAUAACAGCGAUCGAUAGCACUGAUAUCGAUGUGAAUCUGCAAAUAAAUGUCCUUUCGAACAAUUCAACAGUAUUUAUUUGUGUUUUGUGGAAGAGUUGAUUGACCUAGCAAGUACAUCGAAAGUGGUAAUUGCAUUAAAACGAUCGCCUGCUAGUUCAGAAUGCGCUAUGCUGCGUGAAGUACUUACGGGUUUAUACUACGAUUGUUUUGACAAACGGCGAUUGAGAGUUUCGUAGGACAGAUGCAAACAGAUCAAAGGGUACCUUAGAGUGAGUGUUUCUAAAAUGUAAUAUUUUGAAACAGCAAAUCAAGACUGAUUUCAUUUUUAUCCAAUGAUUUCUUCCAUAUCUUUCAACAAACUUAAAAGAAUUUACGGAACGAAGACAGCCAAAAAAUAUAAAAGCAAUCGAAAGCGUUCCAAAUUUUAAUCAAUAUUACGGCAAAUGCAUCGGAAGAUUAACUUAGCGUGUUACGCUUCCGGUAUUCGAAGUUAAAAAAAUUUUUCUGUUACAUGAAUAUGAUAAAGUAUCCAGAAACACUGAAGGUUCACUGGUCGCCGCUACUGAAUUUGUUAUUACCCUACCGCCUGAACACAGUAUAAUCAAUUAUCGUCGCAAGUCUGAACGAUAGUUUCUACUUCCACGGCGCAUCAGCACGAAGGCUCCUGUGGCACAAAUACGGUGAACGUAUCCGAAAUGGUUUCAAGCUCCUCAACGUCCGGACACCUAGCCGUGUCAAUUAAUUCUGUAAUAGUCAUAUUGGAUGCCGUACAGAAGUACUGAGUUGGAUUUACGUCGCUGAGUUUCGGCAAAAACCGGUAUCGACCUUUCCAGCGUACCGGAGUCUCUUUGCACGGGCGAAUGGCCUGUGUAUACUAUAGCGCGGCAUGAUGUUCUGGACAAGGAUGGUCUAUUUCGGCACGGACGCGUGGUGGAUGUGGCCUCCGAUGGACUGUACAUAGACUUCCUAUGCCCUGAUCGGCGACGAGAGCAUGUCUCUUCCUAUAUUAUCUACCGUUCUACCGAAACCCGAUUUGUCAAGCCGACGGAUCUGCAUGCGUCGACGACAUCAGAAAAGCCUAUAGAAGUGCUAAUGCGAGAAUCUUUUUCUGGGCGAUGGACAUGGUUUCCCGUAGAAAUUCUCAGUGGGCUUCCAAGCAAUAUGGCUCAUACACCCUGCCAGGUAGCCGUUGUGCAGUGGUGGAAUAAAACCAAUAACACAACCUGCACAGAUAUCGUUCCAAUUGAACGCCUGCGUUACCGGCUACCCACUGGUUUUUGGGCACUUUUGAAUCGAAGCCAUGUUGUGCAACUACCGCGUCCAUUCGUGUCCACUCGUUCGUGGUUGGGUGGUUCGGCACUGCUGCGCGAAAUGGUGAGCUGCGUUGAAAACGGCGAUUAUUUUAAAGGCAGCCUGCAGAUACCCGAAGUUUCCGGCUCGAUUUCUACUGAAGAACUACUAAAGCGACUGAACAGCAAGAAGGUCCGUUCCGAGUUAGCACAGUUUUGCGAAGUGUCUUUCGUGGAAAUCUUGGAGAGGCAGCUGUCGUAUAUCGUGUACCGUUAUCGAACUGUGGACGAUGGAAAGAAAGCCGGAACUCCAAGAGUCGCGGCAACACAUGGUGAAGAAUUCCAUCGCAGAUUGAUUGAACACAUUGCUCGUAUGCAAACUGACCCGAUCCCCACAGAUACAUUUGGUGCGCUGCCGGUUAAGUUGUGGCAGGAGGUUCUUUCCCAUUUGGACACUCUGACGCAGACAAAAGUGCGUGCCGUUUGCCCAUUGUGGAAUUCCAUCCUCGAUCUCCCGUUGUUGACAGCGAACAUUCUUAUCUCGAAUUCUGGAAGCGAUAAGCAGAAGAGUCUUAGCCGCAUAGAGUAUGACCUGUUAUCACCGAUCUAUAGGUGCCUGAGCUCAGCCACGCAGCGGAUUGUCAUAGUCAAUCAACGCCGGAUGAUGGACGUGAAUGAUUUCUUCGUACUCGUACCUAACAUGAUACAGUGGACUGUAAAACAAAAUUCCGGGGUUCAUUUGAAAGCGAUCCAUUGGGUAAAUCUGCAAUGCCGGCUCUUAAUCCGCAACCGUGCCGAUAGUAUUGAUUACCACGAAUGCGUGCUGCAUCGCAACACAGCCAUGUCAACCGGCCAUCUCAGUGUAUCCACUAUUGGGCUCCCGGAUUUCAUUGAGUCGUGCCGGAAACUCCCUUGCAAAGCCAUUCAAUUACACUCUUGCGUUAUUAAUCUGGAGUGGAUGGUUUCGGGUCCACAAUUUUCGCAGAUCCGAUUAAUUGUGCCAAUUCAUAUCCCAAGGAUGCGACUGGAGACCACAUCCGAUUUCGACUGCGCAGUGUGGGAUGCUCUGGAGGCGGCGCUACCGGCACCUAGUAGCGACGAGCUGCAAAUUUUGUCCAAAUGGAUACAAUCGUCCGCUGCUGGAGAAUACACAUCGACCAAUGGCAGACUGCUUUGCUGGGCUAUGUGUGCGAUGCAUACCGCGGAUCCACGUCCGUCAUCGCAUUACCGUGGAAAAAAAUGGUGCGUUGCUGGUCUACAAGAUUUGCAACUAGAGAAGCUCUCCCGCUUGACACAGCACUUCUGCAUUAAACUGGCGAAAUUACGAGGAUGAUAACUUCUUCAGUACAGCGGCUGGCAGAUAUGUUUUUACGAAGACUGGUUAUGCUGAUUUGAUUUUGUGGCGAUGAGUUUACUCGUACUUACCGCUGACUUUUUCUGUUCCGCUUCGGUGGUCAGUUUAUUUCGCAGCAUGCAAACAUACUCGUCUUGUAACUUUGAUUUGCUGGAAACGUUUUUUUUGUCUUAUAACAUCUUAUAACUUUGAUUUGCUGGAAACGUUUUCUGAUUCAUCGAUCAUUUCUAAGUGCAUUGCCUCCUUUUGGCUUUUGCCCGACGCGAAUCAGUGGCUCAAAUUGGUAUCGUAAGGACUUCUGUCAUAAUCCGGUCAAAGCGAAUGAAAAAGCUGGGAAAACUA